AUGCAGUAUGGGUCUGUCGACUACAAGAGGGUGACUAAGAUCGAGCUCAACGUGGAGGAGCUCAAGUCUGUCGAGGGAAUACAGCUGUGCUCGUCCUUGACAAGCCUGUCAGUGAACGUCAACCAUCUCAGCAGCCUCGAGCCUCUCCGAGGCCUGUCAAGUUUGCGCCACCUGCAAGUCCGUGAGAACCAGCUGAGUUCCUUGAGCUGCUUGCAAGACCUCCACCAACUUGUGAGCUUGCGAGCGGACGUGAACAGGAUAGCGGAUAUGAAGGGGCUCGCUCCGCUCUCCGCUCUCCGCACCCUUGAGCUUCAGAACAACAACAUCUCCCUGGUGUCCCCCAACGAUUUGCUGGGCUGCUCCUCCCUCGAGAAGCUCGUCCUGUACAGAAAUCAGAUCUCUGCCGUGCAAGGUCUUAACAGCAUGUCACAACUGCUGCAUCUCAACCUCGGCCGCAACAAUCUGUCAGCAGUCGAGGGGUUGGAAGGAUGUCGUAGGUUGGAAGUUCUCAUCAUGUACGAGAACAAGAUUCUUUCAUUCCCAGGUGACUUGAUCUUUGCGUACUUCUCCUCCUGA
This is a messenger RNA of Guillardia theta CCMP2712, 576 nucleotides long. RefSeq lists its product as hypothetical. Lineage: Eukaryota; Cryptophyceae; Pyrenomonadales; Geminigeraceae. Bases 1 to 576 code for a protein of 191 amino acids. The transcript has a single exon. Gene Ontology annotation, molecular function: protein binding. The record is from RefSeq and is a predicted model, not a curated record.